AUCAUCUCGAUCCGGAGAUGAUCUUCGGCUGCAACAGUCGCGACGAGGCGAGCGCGACGACCAGCUGGAAGCCGAUCGCGGCGGGGAUGUGAGCGAGAGGCGCGCGCGAGAGCGUCGCGCGUCGUCGUCGUCGGCCUGGUCGGUGUGAGAGGAGGAGGAGGAGGAGGAGGCGCGCAUACAGCACGUUGCGGUGUUGCUACGCACGUUCGCGCACGGUCGCGGCCGCGGGAAUCGACGGACGACUCGCACGCGAGCACGAUGGCGGAUUUCGACGCGAUCUACGAGGAGGAGGAGGAGCACGAGCAGAACCUGGAGCAGCACUACGUCGCGAUGGUGCCGGACCCGAUCGUGAUCCGCGGCGCUGGCAAUAUGACGGUAUUUGGUCUCAGUAAUCGUUUCGAAUCGGAGUUUCCUAACGGCCUCAUGUCCCGCGUGGCUCCGGAAGAGUUUAAGGCGACUGUUAUGAGAAUAAACAGUGUAUUGAAGAAGACUCUACCUGUUAACGUUAAGUGGUUAUUCUGCGGUUGUGUAUGCUGCUGCUGUACUCUAGGGUGUUCUCUGUGGCCUGUCAUUUGUCUGAGCAAAAGGACUCAACAUUCGUUGAACAAGUUGUUGGAAUGGGAAAACAGUAGGCUCUACCAUAAGCUGGGCUUGCAUUGGAGAUUGGCGAAGCAGAGAUGCGACACCUCCUCCAUGAUGGAAUAUGUUCUGUUAAUCGAAUUUAUUCCAAAGAUCCCAAUCUACAAGCCCGACUAAGUGGAGCACAACGUGGAGUACGUUCGAGCUGUGCAAUUAAUAAUACAUAAAUCUUGUGCGAAUAGUCAAGUGCAACUGCGACUGCAACUGGUAUGCAGGGAAACGCAGGGGAUUACAAAGUGCCGCUCUACGACGAUAUAGGUACUUUCUGGUACUUAUGUAACGCAUAUUUUUGUAAAUACCAUGGAAUAGGAAUGCACAGUACAAUAAUUCGACAUAGCGAUGGAUCGACGGCGUGUUGAUUGACGAUAGAGAGAAGAGCGAGAGAGAGAGAUAGAGAGUUGCUAACUUGUUAAUCCUGUUAUUAGAAGCGGGGAAAGGUGCGUUAUAAACGUAUUACGAGAUGACCGUUUUCUAACAGAUGUUCUUUAUAAUCGUUUGAAAUUUGUGGAGGAAUAAAUGCGAUUCUAGUUUUCCAUAAAUUUUUUCUUUGUCUGUUGAGAAUCUGUUGCGCCGAGGAUCGCUGGUUCGUUCGUUCGUUCGUUCGUUCGUCGGUCUCGUUGAACGUCUCGCGGAAACGCGUUCAUGGUAUCGAAGCAUUUUUACUGAGUUCCUUGUUACGUUCGGCAAUCCGUUACGCGUCGACUAGAGUCUAAGCUUUCAGGUAAGAAAUUAAUCUGAUCCAGUACAACGAACGUAUCGAGAUACACGGAUAAUAAUGUAACAGUGUGUUAAGGUGAUCUCAUCACGAUGAAUCUGUCUGAUCACGCGUAACGCAAGACGCACGCACGCGCCCACGUUGUACAUAUGUACGUGUACAUAUAUAGAAACUUAUUUUACCUGUAGGUUAAUUUCUUACCACGGUGAUAUUAGAAAGUAUGACACGUAAAAAAAGCGCAGCUUUACUUUCUGAUACGAAUUUCACACAAGAUAUUUUAACACGAUCGAAUCACAUCCGGGAUACUAAGGAAAAGCGCACGUUGUUACACGCGAUAUCGAGGUAGAUUCCAAGAGAGAGACGUAGGUAGCGAUCCGCUGAUAAAUAUAAAAUACAAACGGACGACGUAAGGUAACGUUUUAGCUCGCGAAACGCCAGCAGUUUAUAAUAGGGCAAACAGUACAGCUGUAGGAAGCACGAAGUAAUCACGAUUACCCGAAGCAAGUAGGAGACUGCCUUGAAAGAGCUUAUUGGCCCUCGUUUCACGUUGGAGGCUAAUACUAUGCGUUUUUACGUGCACACAGUGAUGCAUUUUGCGUUGGUGUGACUUUAAAGAAUAACUUGAACUUGCUACAUUUUUAUCGCGUUCGUUUAACGUUUAAACUAGUUUUAAGGGGGAAAAAAGGCGAUGAAACUCAAUCAAUCAAUUCUCAUUCCCCAUGCAUAAUAUACUUUGAUUCGAAAAGUAGAGAGCGUUGAAGUAUCACGGUACUGUUUACCCUAUUUUUGUUAGUAAUACACCGUUUCCUACACGAACAAAUGUGUAGGAAAUGUUAGGAUGACGUCUCCCAUGUAAAGCAUCAAGGAACUUGGUUGUGUAUUGGUAGGCACUAUUUUAUAUUGCAAUUUCCGCACGGAUAUUUCUCUAAUAACUUUCGUCUGCAAUAUAUAUAACACGAUAAUGCACCUGCGUUAUCAGCUCUGCAUUGUUUCCCACACUAAUGGACGCUAGAUCAAAUUUCCUCAUUGCCAAGCGCCUGCAAAAGGUAAAAAGGUUGUAGGAAAGUAUGCAAGCAAAAAAAAACACGAAAAGCAUGUGAAAACACUACAAGCGUUUCUGUUGCUGUUCAGUGGCUGUGAUCGAGAACAAAAGACUAGUUUCGAAUUUUGAAUGCGUAUCGCAAACAAUUACACAUAACGCCCCGUGCUUUGUCUUAUGAGGUUCUACGUGAAAGCCUUUUAUAGGAUUACCAGAUUUACUCGGUUUCUCCAACGUUUGUACUUACUCUAUAGAGUAAUUUAAGUCGAGGUGAAAAAAGAAAAAUGCAUUAGAGGCGUCUGUGUCAUGUAGAUUAUUAAGAACAAUAUAUUGCCAUAUCUGGUUACAAUCGUCGAACCAUAGGUAUAUGAUACGUUUUACCAAUAAUAUCGUGGAAAGUGAAAGCAAACAGUGAUUUACACUGAUUCCACUUCACUCGACUCCAUUUCACUCCAUAGAAAUAUUGUAGAACGAUUAUACUCUCGCGAUGAUCUGUUGGAUAGUUAUAUAAAUAAUAAUGUGUCGAAUAAUAAAAGAGACAGAGAGAGAGAGCGUUAUAAGCGAUCAUAAAAAUCUCACAUUAUCAUACUCAAACGGGUGUACGAACGAGUCCAUUAUUCAAUUAUUUUUCCAGUAACUCUACUACGGAUAAAAUAUCGAUAUUUCUGUAUGUAACGUCCCCUCAAUCGAUCCAUUGAACAAACUAGAUUAUAUGUAGGAAUCGAGAUGUACUGUGUAACGGAACCAUGCGCAUGUGCUUUCUCUACUAACCGGCUAUCGCAAUACUUUUGAUAGCACGUAAUAAGAUAUAAGGCUGUGCUAAAUCGGGCGAAGUGACAGAUAGUAUGGUUCUAAACUACGUUUUAAAAAAAGGCGAUUCUCGUGUAUCUCUAGGAAUGAGGAUUACUUAACUCGCCGAAGAACAAAGGCAGAUUUUAUUCCGUUGCUCGCGUCCCUAAACUUCAGUCACACGGUCUAAAUAUGCUUUCUUGAAAUACGUACACCAAGUAUCAGUAAAAACUGAGAAAAAUGCAAGUAAUGUAAUUAAUAGUUUGCAAAUAACGCCAUUGCACUUAGUUAAUGAAUUUAUUAAAUUUUUAGUCUACGUUGUUGGGCCACGUAUGCUAAAAAGUUAAUUAAUAGCAGUGUAGUUUUUAUAUAUUACAUUAUCACAUCUAGGCGAAAAAUUCGCGCGACCUUUGCCUUCGCGUACAUUAUAAACUAUGUAAACUCUGUAAAAAAACACGAUUUUUCGUUAAAUUUUUAUAAUUUAACGUAAAUUAAUAUCUUCAAUGCGAUCAUGAAGUAACGUAUUAAUUAUAAUGUGAACAAAUUUUAUCGAAAUUACUGCAGCGGCUUCGUGUAACGCGUAAAAGAAAUAAUUAAAAAAGUUAAACGUAGUUUUUUUUCUGAGGAAGGAUCUUAUCUCGAAAACGGAAAGGAGACUGGGCAAUUGUUAUAUAAUUAUCUAGGCAUUACAUCUACACAUGACAACGCAUAGUUUACAUAGUUUAAACGUAGACAUAGAGUCUCGAUGUUUAUGCAUAAUUAACUGGACAGUUAGUUUGUUAACAGAACUCACUUGAGAUACUGUGCAUUUGAAGCCAAGUAUACUUUUGCAACCUGAAAUUAUUUUUCAACUCGCGUUGCGUUUUUCGGAGAAGCUCAGCUAGCGUUGUACCGUGCCGGACACGCGAAUAAGGAAAGAUAUCAAAGCAUCACUCGAUAAAGAUUCUUCUAUUUGCUCAUAUCAUUCAGUGCGUCGCACAUUUUCAUGAGUGUCCAUGUAAAUAGAACAGAACGGGGCGUGUAUCUGCAUUGAACUAUUAAAAUGCGAACAGACGUGUGUCGCAUGGAAGCCAAUUGUCCGGGUAAUUGGUUUGCAUCUUAGAUCUGUUUCAUUACUAUUACUUAAGGAGAGAUCGGAUAUAUACUACGAGAGAAGCAGAGGUAUUUUUUCAAUGGGCCGGCUGGGUUUUAAAUAUCGGCGCCACGCCAAGGUACGGGAAUGUAAUAACAAUGUAAAUAAAGCGAUGACUCAGUGGAAUGCAUAGCGAGACGCGACUUAUAAUAUUGACGAUUAAAUCGCGAAACAUCGGGAGAGAGAAAGAAAGAGAGAAAGAAGGGAGAGGAAUAUAUUUUUGAUAGACAAAAGAGAGAAAUGCGAGAGUUGUAAAGAAUAAAAACUCACGAUUUGGUAUCGAAUAUUGUAAAUUCUUGCGUUUCAUAUAUAGGAUCUUCCUUUUGGGUGCAAAUGGAAUAUGUCGUAAAAAAGUAAUAACGACAAACUAAUCGGAAUAAAUUGCGGAAUCGCAUAUCAUGUUACACACUAUAUAUAUAUAAUGCGUUAUAUAAAUUGUACAUUAGUUAUAUAUUAUAUUAGAUUUGUAACUUGCCAAAGCAUUUAUUUACAUAACAUUUUCGAGCCGAUAGAGAAAAUUGUAGUUGCAAUGUAUUCUUGGCGCCAAGAGCGGCUAAUAGCGAAAUUAUUGUCAAGCUAUCGUGGUUUCAACAUGUGCCUUUCACUCGUGAAUUUGUGUGAAUCAUAAAUGUAAAUAUUAUAUGUUAAUAAUACAUGUUAAGAAAUAUAUUUGUAUAGAACGAGA
This is a messenger RNA of Ooceraea biroi (clonal raider ant), 4999 nucleotides long. Its product is annotated as cysteine-rich hydrophobic domain-containing protein 2. The record is from RefSeq and is a predicted model, not a curated record. NCBI's taxonomy places the organism in Eukaryota, Metazoa, Arthropoda, Insecta, Hymenoptera, Formicidae.